AUGAUUUCAUCUUCCCGCCUGUUAAGGUUUCCCAGAAACACAUCUCAUCUCAAGCAAUCAAUCUCAAUUGCUAGAAUAAUGACGGCUACCGAAGCCCCUUCAUUCCCGUUCAAGCGUGCCUCUGGCCUCGAGCCGCCGGCUGAAUACGCUCGUCUGCGUGCCACAGACCCCGUCUCCCGAGUCAAGCUCUUUGAUGGCUCGGAGGCAUGGCUGGUUACAAAGUACAAGGACGUAUGUGCCGUUGCAACGGAUACUCGUCUUUCCAAGGAACGCAACAGGCCAGGUUUCCCUGAGCUCAGCGCCGGCGGCAAGGCAGCCGCCAAAAACAAGCCCACCUUUGUCGAUAUGGAUCCUCCGGCGCACAUGAGGCAGCGGAGCAUGGUCGAGCCGUUGUUCAUAACGGAGCACGUUGAGACCAUGAAGCCGUAUAUCCAAAAGACUAUCGAUCAGCUCCUUGACCAGAUGAUCCAGAAGGGGUGCGACGAGCCCGUUGAUCUGAUUGAAAACUUUGCCCUGCCCGUUCCGUCUUAUAUCAUCUACACCAUCCUCGGCGUCCCCUUCGAGGACCUCGAGUACCUCACACAGCAGAACGCUAUCCGCACCAAUGGAAGUGGAACAGCCCUUCAGGCACAAGCUGCAAACCAGGAACUCCUCGACUACCUCGCCAACCUGGUCGACAAGCGCUCCGAAGAGCCCAAGGACGACCUGAUCAGCAAGCUCGUCGUAGAGCAACUGAAGCCGGGCCACAUCGAAAUGUCAGACGCCGUGCAGAUUUCGUUCCUGCUUCUCGUUGCGGGUAACGCUACAAUGGUGAACAUGAUUGCCCUCGGCGUGAUCGAGCUUAUCCGUAACCCUUCCCAGCUGGAGGAACUCAAGGCCGACCCCUCCCUCGCCAAAGCAUUCGUCGAGGAGCUGUGCAGGUAUCAUACCGGCUCCUCUCUGGCGAUGAAGCGGGUGGCGAAGGAGGACAUCGUCUUGGGCGGCAAGACUAUCAAGGCAGGCGAAGGUAUCAUCGCCGCAAACCAAUCCGGCAAUCGUGAUGAGGAUGUCUUCCCCAACCCUGACGUCUUCGACUUGCACCGUACCCCGGACCCCAACCACGCUCUGGGUUUCGGCUUUGGUCCGCAUAGGUGUGUCGCUGAGCCACUUGCGCGCACUGAGAUGGAGCUCGUGUUUGCAACACUCUUCAAGAAGCUGCCCAAUCUGAAGAUUGCAGUACCCAUCCCCGAGUUGGAGUACACUCCCCUCCACAAGGACGUUGGAGUUGCGAAGCUGCCCGUGACAUGGUAA
Messenger RNA from Colletotrichum truncatum, 1290 nucleotides. Its product is annotated as cytochrome p450 55a3. Lineage: Eukaryota; Fungi; Ascomycota; Sordariomycetes; Glomerellales; Glomerellaceae. The record is from RefSeq and is a predicted model, not a curated record. Gene Ontology annotation, molecular function: iron ion binding; oxidoreductase activity, acting on paired donors, with incorporation or reduction of molecular oxygen; heme binding.